Molecule: messenger RNA, 2852 nt
Organism: Branchiostoma floridae (Florida lancelet)
Lineage: Eukaryota; Metazoa; Chordata; Leptocardii; Amphioxiformes; Branchiostomatidae
Product: kelch repeat and BTB domain-containing protein 8-like
Exons: 5
Coding region: 1-1491 (496 amino acids)
Molecular function (GO): protein binding
Source: RefSeq, a predicted model, not a curated record
AUGUUUGGCCACCCAGAUCCCGUUCUUAGCCAUGUUGGUUCUAAGCACUACUCUAACUUUAACCUAGCGGACACCUGCAGCAGCUACUUGGCCAUUAAUGUGGAGCGCUUCAACUGUGUGGACCUGUACAAGUUUGCUGAUGUCUUCUCUGUGGACAGUGUCCGGGAACAUUGUGUGCAGUCUAUUCAUUGUCACUUUGCCAAGGUUGCCUUCAGUGAGCAGUUCUGCAGCCUGAGUGUGGAUCAGCUGACUGAGAUUAUCAGCCAUGAUGAACUGGAUGUUAAAGAGGAGACAACAGUGUGGGAGGCUGUGGUGAGAUGGGUGCAGCACAGCAGGGAGGACAGACUGCACCACCUACCCAGCAUCCUCCCUCACAUCCGCUUCAACCUGCUGACCUCAGACAACACCGCAGCCAUCUUGGAUCACCCCCUGGUCAGAGAGGAUCCUGGGAGUUCUGAGGUCAUCAGGAAUGUGGUACAGCAAGGGAACCCUGACCUGAAAUCAAGACUGGGACCUAAUAGUACUAAUAUGGAUAUGGCACUGCUAUGCACUUCCACUUAUGAGAAACACGAGAUCCUGUUCCUGAACCCAUGGCCACAACAAAGGAAGUACAUCAGCUGCAGUUACCCAGAUGCAGACAUAGGCGAUGUCAUGGCCAUGACAGUCACCAGUGAUAACAACAUCUUCAUCCUGAGUUACAUGUAUGAAAAAAGGAGGGGCCAGUUGUACCUGAUUCAGUACAACCAUGCUGAGAAUGCGUGGGAACCUGCACUGGGUUUGUCCAAUGGGUUGGUCCCUCAACAGAAACCUGGGGAUUGGACAUGUAACGAAGAGAUGCUAUCGGAAGCUGACGGAACAUUAUACCAUUUAACAUCAUACACAAAUUUCAUUAUGAUGAGCAGGUAUGACCAGUACUCAGAUAAGUGGCAGGAAUGUUCACAGCUCACACUUACUGAGGUAUAUCGACAUACAUACACACUGUCCAGCGGCCCCAACCUGUAUUUCCUCACAAACACAGAACUGCAUCGCUACGACCCGGGCCAGGACUGUUGGAGCAAGCGGACCCCAAACUUUCUUCCUGACAUUUGUACAGCUGUUGCCAUGGGAACAGAGAUUUUCUGCACAGAUUCUUUCUUCACUCACACCAUGGUGUACGACACAGAGUCUGACUGCUGGCAGAGACUGCAAGGCUGGACAACGCCAGGAAACCUCCUUGUUGAUGACUAUACGGUGUCACAUCAACCUGGUCUUUUUGUUCUGGAGAACCAGCUGCACAUAUUGGUAGCAGCCUAUGAUCCGGACGAAGAGGAAUCGAUCGACCCGGAAUCGACCGACCCGCCUUCACCAUCAGAAAGUUUUGUAUAUGUGUAUGACAGGUCUGCUGAUACCUGGAGAGAUUUGGAGGUCAACCUGCCUAAGGCAUAUUACGGUAUAGCAAAUCAUGUGUGCCUUGUGGCUCGUUUGAACACAAAAAAGCUACAGUCACCGUAACUAUAGUGGAAAAUGUUUUUUACCAAUCUUUCCAUAACCAGAACCUUAAAGUUGAAAGAAAAAGAGUUCUUGUGUCAGCCCACGACGAAGGUGGUACUGCACAUCCCUCCAGCACAGCCUACCAGUGCUAUCUCAGCAUCUACAGGUAGAAGAAGGUCAAGAUCUUGAAGAGUUACAGAGAGCUCCCAAGUGACCAGCAGCAAGUGAAGAUCACAUUACCCAAAUCAGUUCAGUUAAGCUUUAAUUCAUCUGGAAUAAGACUGCUGCAUAAUUCUGUGAUAGAAACACACCCAUUACUCUGAAGUACUUGCACAAUAUGAACUAUCCAGAAGACAACUGUGCAUGUAACUUAAUUAAGACCUUGGAUUACAUAUCCCAGCGCCAGUUUAGGGACACUAACUACGACUCAAGAUGGAGAAUUGCCACAGGUACUAUUUAAUGUAAUCUCUAGAGUGGUCACAAUAGAGAUGAAGAUGGUGGGCACAGAGCAAAGUGGCAAGCCCUGGGGCUAGUUACACCUGGACUGCACCUUUCUCAAUGCCAAUAUAGAAACUGCAUGCAUGCAGCCCAAUAACCCACAUUACAUUACAUUCAAAUAAGGAGCUGUAUGGAGUCAAUGCUUGGAAAAUGCUUUCAAAACAGUUUGUAUCUUAUGUUAACAAGACAAGUUCUUAACACAUGUUACAUGUACAGGGCUCAAAAUACCUAACAUUGGAGCUGUGCAAGUAUUUCUGCUGUCUACCAGUGCACCUAACCUGCACUGGCCCAUGUUGAGGGUUUUAUACCAUUAUGUCCUGCAAUGUAGCUGUAUGUGGAUUGUUGCUGGGGUAUCUGCAACACUGUAUGUUUUAAUAUGUUCAAUAAACCAUGUGUGAAAUCACUAACUAAUGAAUUUAAGGAAUUACUGUGUAUCAUCUCUACAUGAGUGGAAUGAGUUGAAAUUUGGCACAAAUUAAGGUAAAGGAAUAUGUCUUCAUGAGAUUGAAAUAUCUCAAUUUGUUGUUCAGGUUUUUAUGAGUGACUGAGUUCAGUUAAAGAUGACCAUACCCUUGUUAUCCUGUCGGAAGACAUUUGAGGUUCAAUUCAUGUGCAAUUGAUAUUGUACGAAACUGAAACUACACAUGUAUCAAGUUGCUUUCUCUAUUAGCCGAAUGCCUAUCUCAUCUUUAGAUCCAGUCGUUUUUUUUUUUUUUCGUUGCUAGGGUGAAGUGAAGUAUGAGGGGUCGUGGAUCAGGGGUGGGCUGCUUAAAGUUUCUGUAACCGACAGAGAGGUAUAAAACUUCGCACACUUCUUGGUCUUGAAACAGGUAAUUAUUGUGCCAAGUUUCGUAAAUUGGCUAGUAGAAAAUCAGUCUAUAAAA